CGCCAUGGCGGAGCCGUUCAGCCUGCGGGAGGUUCUCGGCGCCUUCCAGAGCUGCGUGUCGGAGCGGCGGGAGGUGCUGCUGGGCCCCUACCUGCGCGGCUGGCGCGGGCUGAUCCGGUUCCUGCACAGCCUGGGCGCCAUCUUCUCCUUCAUCUCCAAGGACGCGGUGGCCAAGGUGCAGCUGAUGGAGAGCUACUGCCGGGGCGAGCAGCGGGAGCGCUACGUCUCGCUGCAGUCCAUGGUGGAGUACGAGCUGGGCAGCGGGCUGGUGGCUCGGCAGCAGCCCUCGGGGCGCCCCGACUCCGGCUGCCGCACCGUCCUGCGGCUGCACAGGGCGCUGCGCUGGCUGCAGCUCUUCCUGGAGGGGCUGAGGAGCGGCGGGGAGGACUCCCGGCCCUCCGUCAUCUGCACGGACUCCUACAACGCGUCCCUGGCCGCCCACCACCCCUGGGUGGUCCGCAAGGCCGCCACGCUGGCGUUCUGCACCCUGCCCCCCCGGGACGCCUUCCUGGAGAUCAUGAACGUGGGGUCCCCCCAGGAGGCCGUGGCGGUGCUGGGCGAGGCGCUGCCCCACAUCUGCCAGGUCUACAGCAUCACCCAGGAGCUCUUUGCCCAGCACCAGCUGCUGGACCUGCCCUGACCAGGGGCCCAGCUCCGUGUUCUGACCAAAGCGGGAUGAACUGAGGCAAAAACAAACAACAAACACGGUGUCUGGGUUGUCUGUCCGGGGUCCCUCUUCCUUUCUCCUCCUCCAGGCUGGAGCUGACAAGCUGGCAAACCUACUCAGGAUGCCUCAGUUUAGGAGAGAAAAAAAUGUACCCAUUUUUUUAGCACGUCUGUCGUGUAGAGCCUCAGCUCUACAGCAGGAAAAGGCACCAGUGCUGGCGGGCUGCCAGGAUCUCUCUUCCUGCAUUCACCUCCAGCGAGGCUGGGAGUGGGCAGGUUUAGUUUCUUUUCAGCCAAACGCUGCAACUUCAGCUUUUGUGUUUACAUGAGUAGUUAGGACCCCCCCUCUGGAGUCUGAGAACAUCCAUGCCACCUGUGAGCUCACUCUGCUCCUUUGUUUACAAGCUGUUCCCUCGGACAGGUCUGGGGGUUUUUCCCUCUUACGCUUCAGCCUUGAAAAUACAAUCCUGAGUCACCCCUGUCCCUUGUGCCCACAGGCUCACUUGACUAUUGCUGCUAAUUCUGUGUCCCCUGGAAUUAAAGGAGGAAAGGGGGGGGUGUUGGCUGUGACAGUUGUGCCUUUGUGCACGAGCAGACCUGCCCCUUCAGCUGUGCUUUGUCUUGGGAUGUGGAACAACUAGGAUGUACUGCACAAUACUCUGUAUCCAGCUAAGGCUGCAGACUGUACCUUAUCCUGUUCCAGCCACGCUUCUGAAUUGUGUUUUCAUGUUUGUUUUUUUUUAAUGAAUGUGUCAAAUACCUACAAAAACGAGUUCUCUAUCUAGGGAGAACUCUGAACUUGCACUGUCACUGCUCUGAGGCUUAUGGCUUCUGUUGCUAAUCACUGUAUAUAAUUGCUGGUGUGUGUACACACACACAAUGUAUGUAUAAUGGAGUUUGCUUUCUGAGAGCUGAAAAAACACUUAUUUCAGGAUGACACGGAUAUCUGGGGGAGGAGGGAGAGUCCUCCAGGCCACAGCCUGGUUCGAUUGUGUCUCAGAAGGCCUGACAUAACACUGAAUGAUUCAGGAAAUCACUGUUACCUCACUGAGAUUAAACUGGGCAUUUAAUCCUGUCAACAA
Molecule: messenger RNA, 1748 nt
Organism: Apus apus (common swift)
Lineage: Eukaryota; Metazoa; Chordata; Aves; Apodiformes; Apodidae
Gene: CPTP
Product: ceramide-1-phosphate transfer protein
Exons: 2
Coding region: 5-640 (211 amino acids)
Biological process (GO): ceramide transport; intermembrane lipid transfer
Cellular component (GO): membrane; cytoplasm; cytosol
Molecular function (GO): ceramide 1-phosphate transfer activity; ceramide 1-phosphate binding
Source: RefSeq, a predicted model, not a curated record